Candoia aspera is the source of this 3709-nucleotide messenger RNA. RefSeq names its product lipoprotein lipase (gene LPL). Gene Ontology annotation, molecular function: lipoprotein lipase activity; apolipoprotein binding. Gene Ontology annotation, biological process: triglyceride catabolic process; very-low-density lipoprotein particle remodeling; fatty acid biosynthetic process. The transcript is spliced from 10 exons. The coding region runs from base 223 to 1674 and encodes 483 amino acids. NCBI's taxonomy places the organism in Eukaryota, Metazoa, Chordata, Lepidosauria, Squamata, Candoiidae. The record is from RefSeq and is a predicted model, not a curated record.
GGAGUCUCAUUUGCAUAUUUCUCUUCACGCACUUAAGGCGCGGUGGAGACGAGGCGAGCGUGGAGUUGACGUCUCCCACCUCUUCCCACAGAGGCGCUCGCACUUCCUCACUUUUCUUGUCCGCGAAACUUUUGGAAACUUUUCCCCCCCUUCUUUUGCACGGACGCUCCCACCCCUUUGCAUUCCCCCGUGUCGGUCCGGGGACUGGCCACGUUGCGAGCCAUGUGUAGAACCGCGCUCCUGGCAGCCCUGUGGGUCUGGAGCUGCUGCCUCGUCGCGCUUUGCGGAAAGUCGGCUAGCCAGAGCAUCGCGGUCUCGAGAAACAUUACAGAAAAGAAGAAAGACUUCAGUGGUAUUGAGAGUAAAUUUUCUUUAAGGAUACCUGAGAAGCCUGGUGAAGAUGUUUGUCAUCUAGUUCCUGGACAGGAAACAAGUGUAGCUGAUUGCAACUUCAAUCAUACCAGUAAAACUUUUAUGGUUAUACAUGGAUGGAUGGUGGUUGGCAUGUUUGAGAGCUGGGUUCCUGAGCUGGUGAAGGCACUGUAUAACAGGGAGCCUGAUUCUAAUGUCAUUGUGAUUAACUGGCUAGCUCGGGCCAGUUUACAUUAUACAGUGUCCGCAGACUUCACACAGCAGGUGGGAGAAGAUAUUGCUGCAUUUGUUGAUUGGAUGGAGGAGCAGUUUAGUUAUUCUGUUGACAAAGUCCAUUUGCUGGGAUACAGCCUUGGUGCCCAUGCUGCUGGCAUUGCUGGAAGUCUGACUAAUAAAAAGAUUAAUAGAAUUACUGGUUUAGAUCCUGCUGGGCCUCACUUUGAAUAUGCUGAGGCAUCUAAGCGCCUUUCUCCAGAUGAUGCCGUCUUCGUAGAUGUCUUGCAUACUAACACAAGGGGCUCCCCAGAUCGCAGUAUUGGCAUACAGAAGCCUGUUGGCCACAUUGAUAUCUAUCCCAAUGGAGGUGGCUUCCAGCCAGGUUGUGAUAUAGCAGCAGCCCUGCGCCUGAUUGCUCAGAAAGGGUUUCAGAAUGCGGAUCAGCUGGUAAAAUGCUCUCAUGAACGUUCCAUCCACCUCUUCAUUGAUUCCCUGUUGUAUGAAGAAAAACCAAUAAUGGCAUACCGAUGCAACUCAAAACAAACAUUUGAAAGAGGUCUCUGCUUGAGCUGCAGAAAGAAUCGUUGCAAUAAUUUAGGCUAUAAAGUCAAAAGAGUAAGAAGCAAGAGGAACAGCAAAAUGUAUCUAAAGACCCGUGCAUACGCUCCUUAUAAAGUCUUCCAUUUCCAGGUCAAGGUACAUUUUUUUGGAAUAUUGAACAUAACCAAGAGAAACCAACCAUUCCGUAUUUCUUUCUAUGGCACUAAGAAGGAAAGUGAAAACAUAGCAUUUGUAAUGCCUGAGGUCUCCACCAACAAAACAAGUUCCUUCCUAGUAUAUACCGAAGUUGAUAUUGGAGAUCUGCUUAUGGUAAAACUGCAGUGGGAGAAAGAUUCUUUUUUCAGUUUGGAAAACUGGUGGGAUACCCCUGAAUUUAGCAUACGAGUUGUCAGAAUCAAGUCUGGAGAAACCCAGAAAAAGUUGGUGUUCUGCUCUCCGAGUGGAUUCUCCUCCCUCCAAAAAGGGGGUGAAGCUGCAGAAUUUAUGAGAUGUCAUGAGAAAAAACAUAAUGCCACAGAUUCAUGAGACUAGGCCAGAAUAAUAAUGAACAACUGAAGACAUUCUGUUUUGGAAAGGAAAUCCCCCAAGGUGCUGACUAAACAGGAAUGAUUGUACUGAAAUAAUUAUCUAUCUUCUAUAAUACUGUCAGCGGACACUACCCAAGCAAUAAUUUACAGUACUCAGACUUAAGUCUGAUUUGGUUUUGCUAGGAUAUGACUAGCACUGUAUAUCUAAAUUCACAUCCAGCUGGAAAGACUGCAGGGCAGAUGGACAAUAUCUUCAUUCAGAUCAGCAUCUGAAAGCACACUUGAUUCCUGAUCUAGUGAGCGACAUGUAUGCACAAUCUACUUCUACGGGUAGAUCUCCUUAUCUGGAUCAUCUCAGCACAUAACACAAACUACACAAACCAACUUUAUUGUUAUAAUUAAGAAGAUCUCUCACAGAUGGUGAUUUUUGUAUUAUUCAGAGCAAACUGCAAUAAUUCUUGUACCACUUUGUGAAAAGUCUGUUGUUUUAGAAUACACUUGUGUAAAAAAAAACCCUAUUUAUUUAAGAACUGCUUAUUUUUACUUGCAUUUGGGCUAAGUUUUUUUUUUUUUUUGAGUUCUACAAGUGGGUGUUUUGCUAUGCAAUGUCCAUUCAGCUGAUUUCUGCGGUUUCGGAGCUUUGGCUGGCUAUAAAUUUCUUUUAAACAAUUAAGAGCAAUAUAUAGACUUUUUAUUCAAUAUAUGCUUACAAGCCAAAAUAUAUUUCUGAAUAAUGAUGCUUUGUAGGUCUGAAAGAUUCCAGAGUAAGCUCUUUCACAGUAGGUAAAUAAUUAACUUUAGGAAACACUUAGCAAUCUGUAAUGUCUUAUAUGACAAUAAAUUCACCACAGGAGAAAAUAACUAACAUUUUCAGUUUCUCAUGUACUAAAUGUACUCUUUACCCAAUAACUAUCCCUAAAAAGCAGCUGCAGUAUCUUAAAAAAUGUAGGAAUAUUACUUCUAACAAUUUUGUUACCAGACACAAAAUUACUGUACUGAUUGUGGACAGUGAUGACAACUGAACCGAAAACUUCCACAAAUCCAUGUCCUAACAAAUAAUGUUCCUCUUUUUUUAUAGUGGUGUUUCUAACGAAAAUAAAACUUUUUGUAAGCUGUAAGAAUGAGAGAAACUGAAAAGUGUGUUUUUCCCCCCCUAAAGUAUUGUAUAUUGUAACAAGACGUAGUGUAUACAUUUUUGGAGAAUACACAAAUAUUUGAAUCAGAAAGUAUGGACACACAAAAGAGGUAUUUGAUACAGAUAAUUUAACAAGCAUUUAUUGGCAUGUUCAAAAUAAUUCACUAGUUUUAGUUUUUUAACCAAAAUCUCAGACUUUCAAAGUUGCAACCAACUAUAUUCACAGUAGUUUAGUAAAUUGUACACUAAAAAAAGGAAGAUAAGUUGUACUUCUGUGAAGAUGCACAAGAACAUAAAUAUGCCUGAAUACUGCCAUUCUAGUUCCUGAUUGUCCAACAUAGUAUCUCUUAUAAUAAGAAAAAGGUUAUCAAAUAAAUGUGUGGCAAAAAUUAAAUGCAAUGUUUUUAAGAUUUUUUAUUGAAAUGGUUUCCCGACACACCAGUUUUUCAUUCAGGCAGGAAGUAAAACUUAAGUUUGAAAAGUGAACACUGAAGGACAUCUUUAAAGAUGUACAUAAUUUCUUCCGGAUGAAGCCAAUUUCUUCGGGGUGAGGUUUAAAAGACAACGUCUUAACAAGUUGAAGAUUUUUAAUGCAAAGUCAAACACAAUGCCAAUAGCACUUGAUCAUCAAAAGGAAUUUUAUGUAUGAGAAGAUAUAUCUUGACUUUAAUUGUUCCUAUUUAUUAUUUGUAAAAUAUAUGUGUGUAUAUAUGUAAAUCUUUGUAUAUAUUGCUGAAGUACUGAAAGCUAUAUUCAUCUAUAGGCUGGUGACACAGUUUUCUCAAAAUGAAUAUUAUGUCACAUGAAAAAAUGCUGCAAUGAUCAUUUGUUUCAAGACAUCUCUACUUUGUAUAUGUUGACAUUUGCAAAUAUUAAAAGGAAGAAGCUAUUAAUGAAA